Molecule: messenger RNA, 1956 nt
Organism: Rubroshorea leprosula
Lineage: Eukaryota; Viridiplantae; Streptophyta; Magnoliopsida; Malvales; Dipterocarpaceae
Source: the annotation of a GenBank genome assembly
CCUUUUAUUAUCUGUAGCUAAUAAUCCCUAACCCAGAAAGUCAGAACUGAAACCGGAGAAAUGGCGACACUGGCACUACUCAGAGCUCUGUGGAGGCGCAAUCUACCUUCUUCUACCUCUCGAUUUCCCGUCAAAUCCUCCCUUUCUCGAUCCGUUAGUACGUUGGUCUUGGCCGAGCACGAAGGUGGAUCACUCAAGCCGCAGUCGGUGAGUGCGGUGGUGGCUGCACAGUCUGUGAGCCAGGAUAACUCGAUUUCCUUGUUGUUGGCUGGUUCCGGUGCUGCGGUUCAACAAGCUGCAGCACAGGCUGCCUCAUGUUAUCCUUCCAUUUCUCAGGUGCUUGUAGCUGAUUCAGAUAAGUUCACGUAUCCUCUGGCUGAACCAUGGGCUAAGUUAGUGCAUUUGGUUCAGCAACAAGGAGGCUAUUCACACAUCAUUGCCACCUCAGGUUCCUUUGGGAAAAACAUUCUGCCCCGUGCUGCUGCUCUUUUAGAUGUUUCUCCUAUCACUGAUGUUGUUGAAAUUUCUGGAUCCCAUCAAUUUGUCAGGCCAAUUUAUGCUGGAAAUGCACUUUGUACAGUACGGUAUAGUGGUGCCAAUCCGUGUAUGUUGACCAUUAGAACAACUUCUUUUCCAGUUCCUCCCAUCUCCGCUGAUUCCAAACCUAAUGGAGCUCCUAUUUCUCAGGUUGAUCUCUCAACCUUUGGUGAAGAUUCCAAUGGUAAAUCUAGAUAUGUAAAGCUUACAUCUGAGAAUACAGAGCGCCCUGAUCUUGGGAGUGCACGAAUUGUGGUCACUGGAGGCCGUGGAUUAAAAAGUGCAGAGAACUUUAAAAUGAUAGAGAAGCUUGCAGAAAAACUUGGUGCUGCAGUUGGUGCUACCCGAGCUGCUGUUGAUGCUGGAUUUGUUCCGAAUGACCUCCAGGUUGGUCAAACUGGAAAAAUUGUAGCCCCUCAAUUGUACAUGGCAUUUGGUGUUUCAGGAGCCAUUCAACAUUUAGCUGGCAUGAAAGAUUCAAAAGUUAUUGUUGCUGUUAACAAAGAUGCAGAUGCCCCCAUUUUCCAGGUACCUGGUGCAACACCUCACACACACACACGCACACACACAUAUGUAGCACCAAUAAUACAAACACAAACGGGCACAAAAGGGAGGCAAAGAUUUAAGUUAUGACUUCAUAAGUUUGUAAGUUAUAAUUUUAGGUCAAGUAUAAAACUAAUUGGCUGCUUGAGUUUAUGAUUGGAUUAUACAGAUGCCAUAACUUGAUAACAAUCAAAAGCUUCUGGGAAUUGAAUCUAGAUAGCAAGUAUUCUAAAUAAUCAUAAUAAUCAUAACAAUCAUAACAGUGAUUGGUUACCAUAGUUUUCUGCUUAAGUUGAAUCUGUAUUGUUUCAACAAGCACAUUGAUUUUAUACUUGAUGGUCUUGAACUAGAAUGCAAAUUGCAAAACCAAGUGUUGUUUAGCUCAGAUUCAGCUUUCCUGCUCCGCAAAACUUUCUCUGCAAUAUUACCUUCUAUAAACCCAUGACAGGUGUCCCGGACUAGUUCCAUGUACAUUGUGCAUUUUUAUGAUGCUCUUUGAAAUGCAGGUAGCUGAUUAUGGACUCGUGGGUGAUCUUUUUGAAGUGAUACCAGAGUUGUUAGAGAAAAUUCCUGAGAAAAAAUAGGCCCCAAUGGGUUCUUAGGCCUUUGGGUGUUGCUCUUAUUUUCUUGUAAUGAAUAUAAUUUUCAUUCAUGCAUGAAUGAUUCGAAUGCAAGGACAUCACCUUCCCAAAAAAGAAAAGGAAAAUUACGUCUGUCAAGACAAAUAAGUGAAAUUAUAAUUGUUGGUUAUGCUAUACCCGUGAACUUGUUUUUCCUUGAAAUUGGUUUUACAUUAGUAAAUGUUGUAAAAACCUCAUUAUAUCUUAACCAGUUAGAAUCCAUUUACAUAUCAUUUAAUAAUGAUAGGUACCUCUU